AGGUAAGUGCUUGGCAGAGAGUGCAGUCAAACACUACUACAGCAAGUGAGAGUAACCUGGUACCCGAACCAGUUCAAAAAAGUUCAGUUUAAAACAAAUUCAGGAUGGAAAUAGGCACAUUGUGAUCCAGAUUAGAUUAAAGGUAAUGUUGAGGUAGUCUUUUUUCAGUGGAAACAGGAGAAAUCGGGUCUGCUGUGCUUCAGUAAACUGCGUUUCUCUUCGACAAAGGAGUGUCUGUUCGCUGUGCAGCAGGUGGAUAACUGCGCUCAGGUACUGUAAUACGAAACUGUACCAUGUGACCAAUGGCCAUUUGAAAGGCAGACGAGAAAAAAAACUGUUUUACCUAAAACUCCAACUGCUGGUGUCGACAAGGAUGGCAGCCUUUUACUUAGGUGGCACGUAAAUCGUUUUUGUCUCUUAGUGUUACCUGUCCUCCAUUGGACUAAACCACUUGCUGCCCAGGCGGAAGAACUGUGUUUCAUGCGCGAGGAAUCUACCUGAUGUUUCCCUUUUUGCUUCGCUCACCUGAAACCAGCCUCAUCAAGGGUAUCAGAAGCUGAUUUAGGAGGGAUAUAAAUCCACACAGUGAAUGUUGCACUUAAUGAAAUGGAGCCGAGCUGAUGCCCACAAGUCCCAGUCUGCCGUCACUUGGCCUUGCUGGUCCCAGGACGAGAUGGCAGCCAGUCUGGACGUGAUGGCCCUACCUGGAGGAGUCGUGGUUGGGAGUGUUUUACUGCUGGUGCUGAGCAAUAAUCCUGUAUGGGGAAAUCACACCGAUCUUGCGAGGGAAACUCGUUUUAAUGAAACUGCAGGACCCAACAUCGCUGCGAUCGUGGCCCCCACGGUCACCCUGGGUCUUCUGGCCAUAGUCCUGGCGGUUCUCGCAUGGCUCUUCUGCGUGGUGAAAAAGAAGAGACAGACUGAAGGGACAUAUAGACCCAGCGCUGAGGAACAGUCUGGUUCAUCCAACGCCGCGGCACCAGAUGCUUUAAAGUUACCAAAAGAGGAACGACUCAUAUGAGACUUUAUGCGUUAUGUUUGCACAAAAAUCUGUAAGGACACUUGUUGCUAAAGUUAGCAUUGCAGCGUCAUUGUGAGACGAUGCUCUUUCUGUGAGCGUGUAAAUGAAAGACAAAUCUCCCCCUGGAUUUUAAGAAAGGACAGGUUGCCAAGUGUGUUCACACAAACAUGAUGCAUUCAUAUUACCACUUUCAAGUCAUCAAGCACCAGAUGAUUCCUGUGUGACACUGUGAAGAAAUACACCUGCAUGGACCUAGCUGAUUUCAAGACAAUUUGACAUUUCAAAGAAGGUUUUGAACAUUUCUGCGAUACAAAUAAAGCAUGAGAUUUAGUAUUUUUUAUCACUGUUAAUGAUUUGAGUUCUGGGAUAUUUCACUUGUUAAUGAUGUCUUAUUGUAUAUUCAACCAUGUACUUUGACCUGAUUUGAUUGAGUCUUUUAUGAAACACUGUCACCUCCAUCUUCUAUGCUGAUCUUUUACCUCAAGCUCUUGUUUAUUUUGCUAACAUGAGUCCUUAUAAGUGAGUCUGAUUCAACAUUGAAAGUGUUUAAAGUUUGAUAAUGAGAGUGUCUCAUCAAAGAGCAAAAAUCAUUUUAAAAAAUCUAGUUGUUUUUGUAAAAUGUGAUAUACUGAUAAAUUGUGUUUACACUCAAGAUCUCCUAUGUAAUGAACCCAAUUCAAACAAGCAAAAUGCAUCAGAAUCAAGCAGAUAUUGUAUUUUAAAAUGUCUAUUUAUGCUUUUGUCAAAUAGAUACAAAGUUUUUGUAAACUACUUGAAUGGUUAAACUUUGCAUCCCUGAAGAAAAUG
Labrus bergylta (ballan wrasse) is the source of this 1828-nucleotide messenger RNA. It is a transcript of the gene crb3a, whose product is annotated as crumbs homolog 3a. The record is from RefSeq and is a predicted model, not a curated record. NCBI's taxonomy places the organism in Eukaryota, Metazoa, Chordata, Actinopteri, Labriformes, Labridae.